AGAUAAGGAUCGUAUCGUAGGCAUCGUGAAUAGCCUCAAUGCCCAUCUUUGCGACCGACAAUAUUGAGUUUUGAGUACUUUUUGGAUCGGGAAAGGUAACGUGAUAAUUUCGUGGGAAAUUCCGCAACGACCGACUCAACGCUAGAGCAUCUUUUGCUUGUCUGGUCCAACCUUCACAAGCAAUAUGCUAAUUAGCAAGAAAAACAGGCGCACCAUCUAUGAGGCCCUCUUCAAAGAGGGCGUCUUGGUCGCUAAGAAAGAUUUCACUGCUCCCAAGCAUGAGGACAUUGAGGUUCCAAACCUUGAAGUUAUCAAGGCCAUGCAAAGCUUAACAUCAAGGGGCUUUGUCAAGACUCAAUUCUCGUGGCAGUAUUAUUAUUACAUCCUCACCGAUGAAGGUCUUGAUUACAUCCGUGAUAGGCUUCAUCUCCCUUCCGAAAUCGUUCCCGCCACCCACAAGAAACCAGCGCGUCCUCCUCGUCCAGCGACUGUUCGCCAUGGUGGAGAAGGUGGUGGCUAUCGCGCUCCCCGUGGAGACCGUGAUGACUACCGCCGAAGAGAUGCUAAGGAUGAGGGCGCUCCGAAUGAAUUUCGCCCUCGAUUUGGUGGCGUUGGACGUGGUGCACCUCUUGCUUCAUAGAUGUUACUGGCCACCUGCACCUGCGGGGCAACCGCUAGUUUAUAAUGGUCUGACUAAAGGGCGGGCAUUACUUUGCUCAUGGCGCUUCCUCACACAUGCAACUUGGCUUACGCGUUGGAUUUGUGUGCGAUGCUAUGAACAGCAUUGACUCGGAAUGGAUUCCCACCGACAGUGUUGCUCAUUGCUAAAGUCUUUUCAUCUAUGUACUGAAGUGGAAGCAGUUCCAUUUGGUUGGGCGGCUAGUGCGAGAGCAUCUAACUGC
This is a messenger RNA of Cantharellus anzutake, 902 nucleotides long. RefSeq names its product Plectin/S10 domain-containing protein. The record is from RefSeq and is a predicted model, not a curated record. Gene Ontology annotation, cellular component: cytosolic small ribosomal subunit. Lineage: Eukaryota; Fungi; Basidiomycota; Agaricomycetes; Cantharellales; Hydnaceae. Gene Ontology annotation, molecular function: RNA binding; structural constituent of ribosome. The coding region runs from base 185 to 640 and encodes 151 amino acids. The transcript is spliced from 5 exons.